UGGAGGUUUCUACUACUGGGAAUACCCAACGCGCGCCAUUCACAAGACCAAGGACGGGGGGUCCUGGAUCCUCCUUUCUUUCCUAUUAAGGCUGUACUAGCUAAAGCAUCUUAUACUUAUUGAGGGCAUCUUCCCUGAAAGAACUACGUAUGUUGGGGGAGUAAGUAUCUUCCUGCAUCUUAUUGAGGGCAUCCCUGAAAGAACUACGUAUGGGGGAGUAAGUAUCUUCCCAGUGCGAUACUCUGGCAUACUUUUCAAGGAUGCAGCUGAAAGAUGAACUACGGAGAGCGCUAAUCCUACGGAAAGAACAAGAGCAACCAGUACUACGAUGCAGAGCUGCCAUCCUUUCAACGUCCGGGGACAGCUC
Molecule: messenger RNA, 367 nt
Organism: Amoebophrya sp. A25
Lineage: Eukaryota; Dinophyceae; Syndiniales; Amoebophryaceae
Source: the annotation of a GenBank genome assembly